AUGCGGAGGGUCAAGAAAUCUCGAAACGGCUGUGCCAGAUGCAAAAGCAAACGAGUCAGUGCCCUCGACUCCGCAAAUGAGAUAGUGAUCGAGCAGGUCAAAUGUGGAGAAGAAAAGCCUCAGUGUAGCCGUUGUAUUCGUCUAGGAGUGCGCUGCCCAGGCUACGUUCAAUCCCUUCGAUGGGUCACUCAGCACGAGCAGCAGAGCCCAAGUGCGAGUUCAGAUGGUCAAGUGGCUAGCCCAGCAGCAUUGACCAAGCCAUGCCGGCCUUCAUUAUCGCCCCAAAAUGAGGACGGACCGCCGGUGAUCGAGUCUGAUCCUGGUUCUUCGCAAAGACCGCCGCAGUCAGAACACAGCAUUGAUGCGUCAAAUGCAAUGGGCGACCGUCUUUGGGAUUUAUCGGGUGAUGGGCUGUUGCUAAAUCUAUCAGAUCUGUGCCCCCCGUUCCCAAUGGCGGCAACUUCCUCUCCAUCUCCAUUCUCACGGGAUCAAAAUUCGAAUCAUUUUGACCUUCCGCUUGGUACAGCGGAGGACAUGUCCCAUUUUCUCGCUUCGAUCGAACCGGCUGAGACAGUGACCUCUAGUGAUGGAAGGGGGAGAGGUGUCUUUCGUGACUUCGCACCGUCUGCCAUUGUACGCAGCUGUCCCUCUGCACAAUCGCAACGACCGACAAUGAGGGAUUCUGCGACAAUAUUUCGAUCUCUCAACAACCCUUCCUGGACACUUAUUGAGUAUUACUUUAAAGAAGUCGCAGCUCUGUUCUCCAGUUAUGACAGCCAAAUGAACCCGUUCCGCACCACCGUCUCUCGACUCUGGGGCUCAUCGUUAGCCAUGUGCCGAACUAUGCAGAGCAUGGCUGCAGCUACACUAGUCAGCGACUUUCCACAGUUUGGCCCAAUGGGACGGAAAUUGCGCGGCGAAGCGGUCGAUAUCAUCACUCAAGAGGCAGUCAUGGAUGACAAGUCUCUGUUGGCCUUGCUCAUGCUGGGUCAGACGGCGAGUUGGCACGACCCCAAAGAUCUGGGCGUUUCCUUCUUCAAUCUUCUUCGGAAACAUCUCAACAGCUUGGAGUCAUCGCCCGAGAGUAUGCAUUCCGGCGGCGCAAAAAGAGCCAGCAACAACUUUCGGUUUUUCAAAGAAGCCCUCAUCUACUGGGAGAUGCUGCUCUCAUUCGUUACAGAUAAAGAAUCGAUGACCGUAUUAGAGAGCUCGGGUUCAUUCUCCUUGGAUGAAGCCUUCGUUCUCCAACGUAUCCCUCAUCCAUGGACCGGCAUUGCAAGAGAUACCCAGUUCACCGUGCAAGAAGUCGGCCGACUGGUCCGCCGCGAGCGAAAGCGCAUUCGCGCACGACAAUUCACCUCACAGGACGAAAUCACCCGUGCACAACAGGCCAUUCAAGAGGCUCAAGAGCUCGAACAACGACUCUUGGAAUUGGUCCAUCCGUCUGAAGCCGAGAUCGUCAGUCCCGGCGACGAAGAGACCCCGGUUUGGCAUCUGGUCACAAUGGCCGAAGUAUACCGCUGCACAGGGCUGAUGCAGCUCUAUCGAGUCUUUCCAGAUUUGCUGCGCAAUCGUCUUCCUACCACAGAAGAUUCCUCGCACACCAGCAUGAAUUCUUCGAUCUUUUACGAUCCUUUCUUCCCCAUUGACCUCCACAGCGUGAAUCUCUUUCCUGAAUCCGACGGCCACAGCCCCAGCACAGAAGCGACUCAUCCCCAAUUUCCCUCUCAUCCGCAAUAUACACCAAUGCCUCCCCGUCAGCGCUUCACAUCACCUCGCCCUUCUCACAUCCCCAUCUCAUCCGCUCCCCCAUCCUCUGACCACCUUCGCGACCAAUGGCUCACCGAAUUCGCCCUCACAACUCUCUCCCGCUUGAAAACCAUUCCAAUCGAGUCCCGAACCCGCUGUCUUCAACCUUUUCUCCUCGUCGCAUCUUGCAGCGAGCUCCGACUUCCAAAGACAUCAUCUUCAUUACAAACAACCACACUAGAUCCGCUUUCCCCUUCUCCCGGUGACGAUGACGGCGGCGAAUCUCCCCCAGAAAUACCCAGCAUCUCAAUGGAAGCCAUCAAGAUAUCACAAACGCGGCGAUUCAUUCUUGGUCGUCUCUCGUCCUUUUUGCAUGUGUUGCCGCCAAAACCGAUCCACGUGUGUGUGCAACUUGUGAAAGAGGUCUGGAGGCGGAUGGAUGCGGGUCAAUCGGAGACGUACUGGGUUGACGUAAUGAUUGAGAAUGGCUGGGAGACGACGAUGGGAUAG
Molecule: messenger RNA, 2259 nt
Organism: Penicillium oxalicum
Lineage: Eukaryota; Fungi; Ascomycota; Eurotiomycetes; Eurotiales; Aspergillaceae
Product: Zn(II)2Cys6 transcription factor
Exons: 2
Coding region: 1-2259 (752 amino acids)
Biological process (GO): positive regulation of transcription by RNA polymerase II
Cellular component (GO): nucleus
Molecular function (GO): DNA-binding transcription factor activity, RNA polymerase II-specific; transcription cis-regulatory region binding; zinc ion binding
Source: RefSeq, a predicted model, not a curated record